Messenger RNA from Scatophagus argus, 1560 nucleotides. RefSeq names its product G protein-coupled receptor 184 (gene gpr184). The transcript is spliced from 2 exons. The coding region runs from base 421 to 1452 and encodes 343 amino acids. Gene Ontology annotation, cellular component: membrane. Lineage: Eukaryota; Metazoa; Chordata; Actinopteri; Scatophagidae. Gene Ontology annotation, biological process: negative regulation of G2/M transition of mitotic cell cycle; G protein-coupled receptor signaling pathway; G1/S transition of mitotic cell cycle. Gene Ontology annotation, molecular function: G protein-coupled receptor activity. The record is from RefSeq and is a predicted model, not a curated record.
UACUUCAGCUCUUCACCACACUCCUUGCUGACAUUUCAACUGUGGUUGUCAACACCACGUAACCAGACCAAAAAGGAAAGAAAGAAAGAAAGAAAAACUGACUGUAGACUGUAGACAGAGAGAGAGAGACAGACAGACAGAGAGAGAGAGAGAGAGGGGGAAAAAACAUUGCACUCUGUAGUUAUUGUAUAAGAAACUGGCGUAGAGAGUACCAUGUGGGACUGUGUUGGCUUGGCUUCAUGUCAACAACUCUGAGGAGUUUCUCCUGAAGUUUGUCCUCUGACCCUCCUGGACUGGACUCUACCAAACGUGAGGCAGCUCUGGAAUGUGUCUGAAACUCUUCACUCCCUGGACAGCCUUCUGUGAAUAUCGAGAGACAAGAAAACAGGUUUGUUUCUAACAAGAAAAGUGAAAGGAACAAUGAAUGUCACAGUCUCACCGAUUACCACAACCACAAACUCAUCUCCAGAGUGUGUUAAAAUCGGGGACAUUGCCACCAGUGACUUCCUGAUGUCAGUUUACAUCUUGGCUUUUGUUUCUGGUCUGAUCUUCAAUGUGCUGACAGUAGGCCCCAUUUGGCACCAAAUGCAGCGGCAAAAUGUUCUGGGCAUCUUCCUGCUCAACCUGUCCAUCUCCGACGUGCUUUUCCUCUUCACUAUUCCCCUUUGGAUCAAUUAUUACCGGCACCAACACCAGUGGAUGCUGGGAGUCACCUCUUGCAGUGUAGCUGGCUUCUUCUACUACUCCAACAUGUACAUCAGCAUCUUCCUCCUCUGCUGUAUUUCUGUGGACCGCUGUCUCGUGGUCACCUACCCGCUCCGCUCCAAGACUCACCGUACAUCACGCUAUGCCUGGACACAGUGUGUCAUUGUUUAUAUUGCAGUGGUGGCACUGCACAUAUUGGUGUUGGUGUAUGACAACCUUAAAGAUGUUCAUGAUGACCUGCACCAAAAUGACCAUUGUUAUGAAACUUACCCCAUGACUAAGUCUGUGGCCAUAUUCAACCUUAUCAGAGUGGGCAUCGGCUUCCUGCUGCCACUGCUGGUGUUGGCAGUGAGCUACUGGAGGGUGCUGGCCACUGUGGGCCAGAGUCCCGGCCUGACUGCGCAGGUUAAAAGGAAGGUUCGCCUGCUGUCCUUUGGGGUGAUUGGGAUAUUCUCAGUUUGCUUUGCUCCGUAUCACAUCCUCCUGCUCACACGCUCGUUAGUCUUCUUCCACAGCGAUGAAGAAAAUUACUGCAAAAUUGAACAAGAGAUGCACUUUUUCUUCUCAUGUACGCUGGCAUUGUCCAGUCUGAACUGUGUGGUGGACCCUGUGCUGUAUGUGAUGGUCAGUAACGGAGUCCAGGAAGAGCUGAAACUGUGCUGGAGGAAGCACAGAAGAACACAGACAGACACAGACUGCGCUCUUACUGCAUACAGCAGAGGAAAGUCAAAUAUGAAUUUAAUAUGAAAAUGAAGCUGUAUGUGGGUGGACGCAUGCACCUGUGAAUUUAUAUGCAUGUGUGUGUGUGUGUGUAUGUGCAUGUGCAUGUGCAUAUAUAUUACACGAUUAUCCAUG